Corythoichthys intestinalis (scribbled pipefish) is the source of this 7979-nucleotide messenger RNA. It is a transcript of the gene cep290, whose product is annotated as centrosomal protein 290. Gene Ontology annotation, cellular component: ciliary transition zone; centriolar satellite. Gene Ontology annotation, biological process: ciliary transition zone assembly; kidney development; camera-type eye development. The transcript is spliced from 53 exons. The record is from RefSeq and is a predicted model, not a curated record. Lineage: Eukaryota; Metazoa; Chordata; Actinopteri; Syngnathiformes; Syngnathidae. The coding region runs from base 173 to 7585 and encodes 2470 amino acids.
CAGUACACCACCAGAAGAAGAAAAUGCCGAAGAAGAGCUUCAACAGCACAAAUAAAAUGAUGCCGCGUUCAAUUCAAAGUUUUGAAAUUUUAAGGAUGGAAUUUAUAAAGCAUUGCUCGUGUUACUGAAAUUUUGUACACAUCUACGGUUCUCGGUUGUGUGUGGCGUCGCCAUGGCUGGUAUGCCUUUUGCUCUUGAGUGGGAUGAGGUGAGAAGCAUCGAGGCGCAGAGCCUACAUGAAUGUGACAAAGAUGAACUGGAGGAUCUAGUCACACGCUUCACCUCGACAGAAGAGUGGCAGUUGGAGCAUCAAACACAGGAAGACAUUGUCCACCUCCUCCGAGUGUUUCAGGCCCUGCUCAAGACGAAACAUCAGGAAGCAUCGCUCGCCAUGCAGCUGAUAGAAGAGCAAGAGAAAAAUGAAAAUAAACUCCAAGACAAGGUGAUGAGACUGGAGGAUGACCUCAAGUACGCCAAGAGUGGCGGAGGUGGUGGUGGGACAGACAAUCGCUUUCUGAGGAAUGAAAUCAGUCAGCUAGAAACUCAACUGGAACAGAAAGAAAAGGAGGUGACCCACUUGAGAAGAGACAUGGGAGGAAGCAAGAAGACCAUUGAGGAGUUGGUCAAGCGGGCAGAGGCAGCUGAGGACGAGGUGAAGACGUUGAGAAGAGAAAUAAAAAAGCUCAAGAAGAAGAACACACAGCUCCAACAGGAUGCGGAUUUUUAUCAAGGAGAGUUGGAACGUAAGGAGUCAGAAACGACCAAAGAGGAGAACGCUGAGACUCAGCGGAAGCUGAACUCAGCCAACCGCCAGCUCUCCCAAUGCCUGGACGACCUACAGCAAGCAGAGGAUGAGAUCGUACAACUGAAAGCAGACAACCUACACAUGCAGAAAUGUGUGAUGGAGUCAGCCAAGGAGAUGGAAAAGAUGAGCGAUGAAUACAACAAGAUUAAAGUAGCAGUCCAUCAAUGCGACUCCCUAAUAGACCAGCUGCGGAAAGAGAGGGAUCUUGCCGAGCUGCAGGUCAGAGAGUUGACACAGAAGAUUAAUGACAUGACUGAAGAGAAUGACCCCAUUAUGGCAGCAGUCAAUGCGAAAGUGGAACAAUGGAAGAAAGUGCUCUCUGAAAAGGAUGAGGAGAUUUCGGUGUACCAGCAGAUGAUCCGUGACCUCCAGCACAAAUUGCGCGUGGCUCAGUUGGACUUGGACAGAAGCAGCAUUAUUGCCUUGCAACAGUCCGUGGAGGACCGAGAUGAACAGAUCAAGAUCCUGAGAGAACAAGUUGAGCAGUUUACUGGUGAAAUGGAAAAGCAAACGCUGCUUAUGGAGGGUUUGAAGGUGCCGAAAAACGAAAGUGGAGUGCCGGUCCAGCAGAGAAAGAUGGAGGAGCUCACAUCUAAGCGGGAUGCUGCCGAGAAAAGGGCAGCAGAAGCGGAGGAGGCUUUGAAGAGAGCUGAAAGUCACGCCGAGGAAAAAGACCAAGAGCUCAUUGAAGCCUACAAGCGCCUGAAAGAUUAUGAGCGUGGCACAUAUGGCCUUGAAGAAGCCAUCAAUGAGAUCAAGGAUUGUAAAAGUCAAAUCCGAAGCAGGGAUUUGGAGUUGGAGGCCGUGACCAAAGAGAUCAACCGAGCGUAUAUAACAAUCAACCAGCUCACAGAGGAAAAUGAGGAUUUCCGGGAAAGACUUGGCUAUGAACCAAGACAUGAAGUGGACCUUGGUGAAUUCAAGCACGCCAGAAGCUUCAAACAACGGCAGUACAAAGCUGAAAAUCAAGUACUCACUAAAGAGAUUGAGCGUCUUGAAGAGGAACGACUAGAGAUGAAAAAGCAAAUCAGACUACUUGCCAAAGAGAAAGGGCUACCUCUAUCGAUAUUGGUGGAGGACGAUGUCACACACGGCGCAAGGGGGCCAAAGGCUCACAUGGAUGAAGAGCUCCGAGCCAAGAAGGAGCACCUUGAAGAAGAAGUGAAAAUGCAGAAGAGACGACUAGAGCUGCAGAAGACUGAGUUUCAACUCAAAUUGGAUCAGCUCUCCAAAGAAAAAGGAGAUGUGGAAGCUGCACUCAAAGACGUCCUCCAGGCUUUAAAAACCAAGGAGAGCUUUCCAUCUAAUGCUCAUUCAAGUAUUACCGGUCUGGUCGAUGAGGAGAACAUGGGAGGCAAACAACUGACGGGGGAUCUUAAGUCUCAAAUCCAUGAGCUGGUGGGCAGGAAUGAGGAGCUGCGGCGUGAACUGAAAUCCACUCGUGAGGAAGCAACUUGCAGCAUCGCUCAACUCGCUGCUUCAAAAGAGAAGAUAAAUCACCUUGUGGGCGAGUUGGAAGACCUGAGGAAGUCUGGCAAUAUCAUCGGUGGAGCCCUUUUCAAACCUUUGAGUCUCCCCGAAGGUCUGGAGCCGAGCAAUAUGGAGGUCAUCAACUCCUUAAACGAGUACACCAUUCGUCUUCUUCAGGAGCUUCAGAACAAAGAGAACACAAGGGACAUGCUGACUAAAACAUUAGAGGAAUACAAAGAGAAGUUUGCAAUUAUCAGCCAUCAACAAGGGCUUCUGUAUGAGGAAUACCUCAGUGAAAAGUCGCGAUGGGAGAAGGAAAAUAAUGCUCUGGUAACCACCAGAACUAAACUUGAGGAGCAAGGGCAGGAGGAUGCUGUCAAACUCCAGCAGUUCAACGAACUACUGGAUGCCCUUGAGAAGGACCCGGAGGAAGUCAAGCGGCAUUUAAGCGAAGUGCUUCGCAAGCUGACCUUGUCCAAAGUCAACGAGAAGAAGCUAACUCGACGCUGCACCACCCUACUGGAACAGGAGCAACACCUGCGCAAAGAAAAUGCCCGAUUGCGGGAUGCGGAUGUUCAAAUGCAGACUGCCGUCACACAGAGGAUAGGCUACCUUCUUAGAUGCAAGGAAUCGGCAGCGUACCGGAUUGCAGCACUGCAGAAGUCCUUGGAUGAAAGCGUGCCAGCGUCUGAGCUGGAGAAAGCUAACAGGCAGUACACAGAACUCACCGUCAAGUACAGGGACGUGCUGCAGAGAGAUGGACUACUUGUCAAGAGGACCACCAACUUAGAAAAUUUGGAGAGUGAAAAUGCAUCUCUACGAGGGCAUAUGUCCACUAUCAGUAAAGAGUUAGAGAUCACGAAGGAGAAGCUGCACAAGCUGGAGCAUGCAUGGGAGAAUGUUCAGACAGAAAAGGACGAGGGCAACACAGAGAAUGGUACUGACCAUGGGACAUCGGCUGCCAGGCGGAUGGCCACACUGGAGAUGAAGGAGCUGAAUGAGCGACAAAGGGCAGAGCACGCCAACAGCAUGUACGAACAGAUGAGGAGCUCACUCAGUAAAGUGGAGGACCGAAAUGCUGAGCUGGAGGCCAAGUUUGCUGAGCUGACGAAAAUGAAUGUAGAGGCGCAGCACGUGGAGCGAGAGCUGAGGGACGAGCUGGCCAACUGCGUCACCAAAGCAGCCGGUGAUGCCGACCGGGCAAAGAUCGCACAGCUGGAGGCCGUUGAAGCACAACUACGCACUGAGCUAUCAAAGGUUCGGGAGGUUUCUGACAUUGCUAUGAAACAAGCAUCAGCGUUCCAGGCUAGACAACAUUCUAAAGACAAGGAAAUGGAAUCUUUGAGAAGGCAAAUCUUAGACUACCAAUCUCAAUCUGACGAAAAGGCCCUGGUAGCCAAGCUCCACCAGCACAUUGUGGCACAGCAACUCAGCGAGUCAGACGCCCUGGCCAAACUAGCUGCUUCUGCUGCCCACAUCCGUCAGCUGGAGGCGCUUUUGCGGCGCACCGAGCAGCGUCUGGAUGCCAGUGAGCAGGCGCUGUACCUGGCCCGUCAGGAGGGUGGCAACCGGUGCAGACGCCUGCGCCAGACGGUGCAAUCUCUGCGCCGGCAAUUUGCCGGCGCACUGCCAUUGCAGCAACAGGAGAAGUUCUCAUCCACCCUGGUGGGUCUCCAGGAAGAGCGUGCAAAGGCUUGCCAGGAGAGGAGGAAGGCAGAGGAGGAACGCAGGAGGGCAGAGGGCCGGGCCGAGGAGCUGGAGUUGAGGCUCCAAGGCCUAGAAGAGCUCUGUGCUACACUGAAGGAUGUCAAAGGGGCCCAGAAGGUACGCGAGUGGCACAAGAAGUUGGAAGAAGCUCAUUUGCAGGAGCUGAGGAAAAGUAGGGAGGUGGUUGUUCAGAAGGAGGAGAUCCUGUACCUUAAGAAAUUGCUUGAGGAGCAGGAAAGAAACAUUCACUCACUGGAAGAGGAGAUUGUGCAGCUAAAUACGAUUCAAGAAGAGCGACAACUUGCAUGGGAUCAGCGAGAGUUGGAAUUGGAACAUCAGCUAGAUCAGCACGAGAGCCACCAGAAGGAGUUACUGGGAAUCUCUGACAAGGUAAAAGAUGCCACCAGCUACUUUCCAGACACAAAUCUUCCUCUCACUCAACAACUCGAGCUUGCCUUGAAAAAAAUCAGCGAGCAAGCUGAAGCUGUCUCAGACUCGCAGGAAGCUUGCAACCGUUUGAAUGAGAAACUGAAAGAGAAAGAAGCGGCUUUGCGAAAGUCUGAACAGAAUGUGGUUUCCAGAGACAAAGUUAUCAAUGAGCUGCGAAUCCGCCUCCCAACUGUUGUCACCAGCGGCGGGCGUCUACUGGAGGAUGCUUGCGAGCGUGACACAGAAGCUCUCAAGCUUGUGCACAAGACUGUGAAAGAUCUCCAAGAGCGGUUAGAUAAGAAAGAUGGCGUUCUCAAGAAGUACCAGAACCAGUUGACGCAAGCUGUAAAGGAUCAAGAGGAUAUGAUCAAGAGACAUGAUGAAGAGCUGAGGACGCUCUAUCAGAAGCUUGACUCCAACAACGACAACACACUGGACCGUCUCAAACAGCAGGCAGUGGAGAUGAUGAAGAAACCCAGGAUCAUUGUGCCUACCUCCAAACAUUUGGACCACAUGGCCGAGUUGGAACAGACAGUGUUUGAACAAGACGUGUCCCUCACAUCCAUCACCAAAAAGCUGAAGAUGGCUGCCAUGGAGCUGGAGCAAGUCAAGAUUGCCAUGGAAACACAGGCCAAGAAACACAGUGACGAGAUCUCCAGGCUGAAGGAGUCUCACGUUGUAGAGGUCGAAGAGCUGGCCAUGGAGAACAAAGACCAGAGGAAAGAGAUAAUGGAGCUGAAGAAAGAAGUCGACACACUUCAGAAUGAGCUGGAAACCCAAAGGGAGGCCAACAUUCUGUCGCCCAGCAACACCAUGAAAAACCUGGUGGAACGCCUCAGACUCCAGCUGGUCCACAAAGAGAAACAGAUCAAGGCUCUCAGCAAAGUUCUCCUUGAACUGCGGACCCAGAUGACAUCUGCUGCCGAACAACAAGUCUUGACUAACGCUGCACAGACCGAGGAGAGGCUCAACAUACAAAAAUUGGUUGACAAGCACACCAAAGACUUAAAGGAUCAGGUGCAAGAGCUUAAUAACGAGUUACAAGCAGCAAAAGAGUCAGCCAGGAGAAGCGAAAGCAUCCUCAGAAAAGAGGUGGACAGUCUGAACCAAGAGCUACAGAAGAACCAGAACCAUCAAAAGAGCCUUCAGGCCAAGAAGGAGGCAGGAGAACAGGAAAUACAGGAGCUCCAAAAACAAGUCAAGAGGCUGAACAGCUGCAUUCAGAAUCAACCUGUGCUAGAGGGAAAGGGGCAAACUAUUGAGAAUUUGCAGAAAAAGAUCAGGAAGUUGGAGUCAGACCUGGAAAAGAGUGCCGAACUCAAGAGAGUCAAUCAGGGAAAGAACAAAGAGGAACUACUGCUGUGGGAGGAGGGUAAGAAGUGGCAAUCUAAAUUGGAGAAGGUAAAGACUGCUCUGAAGGACAAGGAACAAGAAAACGACACUCUGUCCAAACAGCUCACCACUAUAAAAGACCUCUAUACCAGACUGGAGCGAGAGAAGAACAUUCUGCUGAGGAAAACAAAGGCUCGAGGAGUAACGGCAGACCAGGUGGCAGGAGCAAGACGAGAUGAGCUCGAAAAGCACAUCGAGGAGCUUACGAAAAAGAAUGCAGAGCUGGAGACUGAGUUGAUCUCCAUCAAGCAGCAACAGGCUUUAAGUCAUGAUGAUGCUGUGGAAGAUCUGACUCGGAGGAACCGCCAGCUGGAGGAAAGACUGCAAGCCGUUGAGAAUCAGAUAUCUCCUUCGAGACCACAUUCUGCUCCAUUGCAUGCAAAUGGGGAAAACUUGAAGGCGUUUCAAGGUAUGACAUUUGAUGUGGGUUACGGGCCAUUAAAAGCAAGUGCAAUACAAAAUCCAGAUGAACCACGGUGCACCUCCGUGAGCCCUGACGUUAGCAGAAAUACUCCUGAAAAGUCUCAAAGCAACCCUGAAGAAAAGGGUACAAGCCUUGAGGUGGCUGAACACUUGGCAGAAGACAAAAAUGAUAUAGAGGACAUAGACAAGAUGGUAGGCAAGGUGUCAGAGAACGAUACGGUGAUGCCAAGAGAUCAUGACACGCAAAAAGAAAAUCUCAGACUAGCUUCAGAGAAUCUGGAGCUCCGUCUCCAACUGGCACAGGCAAACAUCGACUUGCCAAAGCUGAAGAGUAAAGUUGCAGACCAGGAGGAACUGAUCAGUGCCUUAAAAAAGGAAUGUGCUGAUUUGCAGAAAAGGCUGGCCAAUACCAAAUUUGUGUACAGCGGUAAGACUGUUUCUGAACUUGAGAAGACCAUCCAGUUGAUGAAGAAGGUGGUGGAGAAGGUAAAAAAGGAGAAUGAGGCACUAAAGAAAAACUCAACUCACAGUCAGGAUAAGGCCUUGGAGCAGGAAUACAAAAAGCUUCAGGCCGAAUGCAGCAAAGUGAAGGGUGAGCAUGCGGCAGAGAUUCGCAAAUUGGAAUCUAAAUGCAGGGGACUGGAGAAGAUUGUGAUGGAGAAUGAACGGCUACGAAAACAAAUCAAACGGGAAGCGGAGGCUGUAGAGAAGCUGCAAUUGUCCAAGACCAGCGUGGAACAGUCCUGCGAGAAGCUGGAAGCCGAGUUGGAGGAAACAAAGGAAAGACUCCGUGAUGCGCUGUCACGACCCACUGUGGAUGUCACGGAUGGGAAGUCCAGCAAGACAUCUGUUGUGACUCGAAUGUUUGAGAACAAGAUGAAGGAGCUUGAGAAGGAGCUUGUGACUAAAAACUCUAGCCUGGCAGAACUCAAAGACAAGUUGAAGGAAGCAAACCGAAACCAGGAAACUGCGCGGAUCCGUAUCCGGCGACUUGAAGACCAGGCCGAGCAAUUGAACAUUGUCAGCGGUCUGCAUACAGAAGCUGAUGUCACAAAGGAAAUCUGUGACUUGAGGAAAGAGAACACCAAGUUAAAGCAAAGACUAGAGAACAGCGAGCAACGAGGGAAAGAGGACAGAGAUAAAUGGAAGCUGAGAGAGCUCCUCAAAUCAGCAGAGGUCGAGAAAAGUGAAUUAGAAGGCCAAGUCCAAGCGCUAAAGGAAGAACUUGGAAAGUUGGAUACAACCUUCUUUGAUGAGAUUGAGGACUUGAAGUACAACUAUAACAUGGAGGUGAAGAAGAACAUUAUGCUGGAGGAGCAGCUGAGGAAAGCGUGUGACCGCUGCCGUCAGUUGAGAUGAAAAUUUUUCUGUGGUUUUCAUUAUAAACUUUCAUGUCUUAUUUUACUUGAGCUACUACACAUUUCAGUGCCUUGAUAGCCUUUGGCAUCAGUGUCAUUUGUGCGUUUUUUUGGGGGGGGUCAGCUGAACAAUGGUAUUUUUAACAAAACGAGCUGUCUUACAAAUCUAAGAUAGAUGAAUGUUACUUUAAUAAGGGUAGAUUUGAAUGUUUUUUUGGGGGGGGUCAGCUAAACAAUGGUAUUUUUAACAAAACGAGCUGUCUUACAAAUCUAAGAUAGAUGAAUGUUACUUUAAUAAGGGUAGAUUUGAAUGUACCUUAUUUAUUUAUGUACUACUGUAUAGUUAUCAAGUUUUUGUGUUAUAAAUAAAACAUUGGUUAUUAUGGCAAACCACU